Molecule: messenger RNA, 321 nt
Organism: Prorocentrum cordatum
Lineage: Eukaryota; Dinophyceae; Prorocentrales; Prorocentraceae
Source: the annotation of a GenBank genome assembly
AUGCAGCAGGUAAUGGAAGCGCGGACAGCUCCGAGGUAUAUCGUUGUCGUUUUAGCCUACGCCAGCACACUGUUUGCACGCAUCGUCAAUCUGAUUCUUCCCUUGGCCUGCCCGUGUGCGCACAUCUUACAAGGGUCAUCCGAGAAGACUUCAUGGCUAGGGACCCCGACAACCACAACUUCAAUGUCACCGCGCUGUGCAAGCUCGACUGAGCGCCACGGGGCCUGCUGGCCACAGGUGUAUGAUGCCAGUCCUCGGACAAAAAAACAGGCGCUGCUGCACGGUAACACGGCAUUGCUGGUGAACCGCAAGCGGGACUGA